Molecule: messenger RNA, 2975 nt
Organism: Gasterosteus aculeatus aculeatus (three-spined stickleback)
Lineage: Eukaryota; Metazoa; Chordata; Actinopteri; Perciformes; Gasterosteidae
Source: RefSeq, a predicted model, not a curated record
GACAACUUCUGCUUGAUGACGUCACUGCAGAGCCCCGCUAACGUGGAGACCCCCACUGACAUGAUGCCCAAAAAGGACCAUGAGCGGGACGUGGAGCUGGACACGAAGAUCGAGGCUCUCCGUCGGAAGAACGAAGCGCUCAUGAGGAGGCACAAGGAAGUGGAGGAGGACAGGAAGAGGGCAGAAGAAGAAGGAAUGGCGCUACUCAACCGCAAGGGCAAAGCCGAAGAUCUUACCAUCACGAUCAGCAAGUCCACCAACGACAGUCGGGUGGUGGUCACGAAGCCGCUCAGCGGCGAUUCACCGGCCGCAAGGGGACAGCAGGAGGCCGGGCCCGACAGAGGGGGGGAAGGCCCUCCGCGGGCCGUUGCCCGGGGCCACAGGAAGCAGCUCACGGUCACCAUGGCUGGCAAGAAGGACGGGCUUCUACGCGGGCAGCAGCACACCGAGGACCAUCACAGGCUUUCAGAGCAGAGCCAGGAGCCCGAGAGGCUGCAGGCGAGCACAGACCUCAACAUCCCCACGUCGAAGGAGGAGCAGGUGGAGUACGUGCGGUGGAAGAAGGAGCGCGAGCAGAUCGACAGGGAGAGAGUGGCCCGCCACAAAAACGCCAAGGGCCAGUGGAAACGGGCGUGGGACAUGGACAAAACCGAGAACAUGUCGUUGGACAAGUCCCUCCCUGACAGAGACCGGGCCGCGCUCGGCAGAGGUGGACGGAGUUCUAGACGAGGACAAUCCCGAGCAGGUCACGAGAAGCGAGGCAGAGACAAGGGAGUCAGAGACGUGCUGGUGAUGAGCAGCAAAGCGAAAGGCAUAGAUCGUCUGACCGGGAGAGCCAGGAGAUGGCAUGAAAAUGAGGAUGAAGAGAACCGACAGUCUACUGACACGACAUUAGAAGAGUUCUCGGAGGUACUCGGCGCUCUCACAGAUGGCGAAGUAGACGCUCAGAAAGAUGAGGAGGCGAAAUUGAAGCCGUCGAACAGCCCAAUUUCAGUGAGAGCACCCGGGGAAGUGAUUGAAUCCGUAGCCGGCGCUGAGGGGACGGCCGAGGCCUCGUCCCCGCUGCGUUCGGAGAGGAAAGUACGCUUCUCCGAGGGUCUCAUCCAGGGGGGCCACAAAAAGCAAACCACAGGCUCUCAGGACCCUGAAUCAAGAAGUGUCGAGUCCUUCAAAGCGCCCUCACCUGAAAAACAACAGCACGCGGCUCCGAGGCCACAGCAGCUUCCGGAAAGUGCCGGCGAGGAAGACGCGAGCCCUCGGGAUCAGGGAGGCGGUCCGUCCGCUCCUCCUGUUGCCCGGCAGCCGGCUUCUGGAAGUGAAUGUGUUAAAAACGACAGCUCGCUCCCCGCCGCUCCUCGCUGCUCUCCAAAGCAGAGCUGUGUCCCGCCUGCACAGCUCGCCAAGUGCAACACCAGCAACACAAACGCAGGGGAACUAAUAGACUCCGGCUCGUCGGGUUCGGGAGAAACGCACCCAACACACUCCACCAGCAACGACAAGGCGAGAGAGCAUGGGAUGGAAGCAUGGGAGGAUUGUUUGACAUUUUCUGGAUGUAAAUACUGAAACCAAAUCACAGCAACGCCGAGCCUUUGCCUUUUUGUAUUUGCAUUUUGCUUCAGGUUCCUCAUUUGAGUGACCCUGUUUGUGGCGUACACACAAAUCCAUGGUUUCAUUUUACUAUGGCGCCUCCCACAUGUGGACGUUUUUUUCAAAAACCUUCUAAAAUUUGAUGAAGAAAUGGUGAAAGUUUUUCCUGCUCAAAUAUUUUGUUACAUCCAAGCACUUUAUAAGUAUAACGUUAUGUGUACUUACACAUUCAACAUGUCAGUACGCUGCUUCAGUGCAAUAUCAUUCAAUGUUUACAUGUGUAUGAAAAAGUCAAGGUACAUUUCAAGAGGCCACCUAAUCAGCUACACUCAGGUAGCCCUUGAAAAUAAACCAGCCGCAGUCACAUUAUCCAGUGCCUGAUUCUGCCUCAGAGGCAUUUUCAAUAAGUGAAGGCUGUGUUAUGUGUUGACCUACACUGCAUUUGUAGACAUAAAAGCCGUGUGAUUCAAGUGCAUUUGCUUGCUUGCAGCAUUAGUUAUUGGCCUUUAACCGAUCGGAAAGCCCCACACUAUUUCGGGGGAAAUCUGAGAGGUAUUGUGUUAUUGGCCAUUGACCAGUUAAGGUUAGGUUGUUAAUUACCUACAGUAUUACUACGCACAUUAACGUGUUUUCAUUAUUGUAGUUAUUAAGAAUGUUUAAAGUGGGUUCUGUCGGUUAUACACACUAAGCUCCUUGGUUCUGAAGGAGCUUCUGCUAGUCUGAAAAAUAAACCCAGAUGAUGUCACCAUGAUUCAUCAAGAUUAUCCCAAUUUGGAAUCCACUAAUUUAACAGAAUGCUUAGGAGAGUACGGGGAUUGUGUUCUAAGGAAUAUUUACCAAGGUUGAUUUUUGGCAUUGGAGCAUUGGAGGUUUGAUCCAAUCUUAAGACAUUAUUAUUAUUAUUGUUGUUCUAAGUUCUACAGCUGAAUCCCAACUAUCUGGUUUUCCUUAUUUACUGUAUAGCUUUCAAGGCAAGAUGUAGUGUGUGUCUAUCAUUUAAAACCAUGAACAAUGGACAACUGAAACUUGAAAGUCGACAAUUGUGAAUCAAAAAAAAUGUGCAAACUAAAAUAUUGUUUUCUGUAAUCGCUCACAGUUUUAAACAGAAAGUUGAGGAUUUUGGCGCCUGUGGGACCGACAGACUUUGGUCCACAGUCAAAACACUGGGAUUCAGCUGCCAUUCCCUUUUUUGGAAUUGUUUUGUAAUUUGUUCUCUUUCAUGAUCAUAAAAGACACCAAUAUAUUUUUUAAGCUGAGAAGCUUCAAGCAUUUAGCCAGUUGUUGUUUAUUGGCUUCUUCAAAUACCGACGGUGUUCCUUUUAUUUCAUGUCCUGUACCAUAACAUACCUUAGUGUUACAUGUACUGUAUAAACCACUUUGCACCAACA